CUGUAUCAGACCUCCCCAUGUUCUCUUUUCCAGUUGUCUGUUUUUAUUACAUUUAUAACACACAGAUAAUUUACACAAACAUCGGCUUAACUCAACUCUCUUCUGUUCUUGCAUAGACUACUAGGAGGAGGUAGAAUUUCUGUUGGGUCUGUUCAUAUUAGAUCAGAUCCAGUUGAACUAACAGAGGGAGAGAGAGAGAGAGAGAGAGAUUGUUAUAUAUGGCUGCUAAUUAUGUUUCUUGUUCUUCAAACUUCAAGAUUCUAGUUUUAUCACUUUCCCUUUUGGUCAAUCUCUCUGUAUCCACUUUCAUUUCAGAUGAUAUCUUUGGAUCUCAAGCAUCGGUAGGGCGCAAUUUGCUACAAGCCAAACAAGCUUGCCCAGUUAACUUUGAGUUUCAGAACUACACCGUCAUAACUAGUCAAUGCAAAGGACCCCGAUACCUACCCAAACCUUGUUGUGAUUCUUUCAAGGAAUUUGCUUGCCCUUACACGGAAGAGUUGAAUGACUUAUCAAAUAAUUGUGCUUCAACAAUGUUCAGCUACAUCAACGUCUAUGGAAAGUAUCCACCAGGCCUGUUUUCCAGUUUCUGCAGGGAAGGGAAGGACGGACUUGAUUGCACUGAAUACUUCAAAGAAGAUUCAGCUAAUGAUGCAAGUGGCCGUCAUAACAUAGGAAAUCGAUUUCAGUUGAUAAUGUUAACGGCAGCUUGUCUUGUUGCAUUAUUUCAAAUGUUAUGAAAGCUUUAAAGUUUUAUUGUAAUGCAGCUAUUGGGUUUGACCUUUA
This is a messenger RNA of Daucus carota subsp. sativus, 783 nucleotides long. RefSeq names its product GPI-anchored protein LLG1. The record is from RefSeq and is a predicted model, not a curated record. Lineage: Eukaryota; Viridiplantae; Streptophyta; Magnoliopsida; Apiales; Apiaceae. The transcript is spliced from 4 exons. The coding region runs from base 219 to 737 and encodes 172 amino acids.